UCAUCGAUCUCUAACCCUAAAAAUCCAGUCUCCAUCUCCAGUGAACUCCAUUGUUCUCUAACACUAAAUCUACUAAUCCCUCGUUCACUUUCUACAGCUUUUGCAUCGGCCAAAACCCCUUUGAAAGAUUUCUCGACAAGCUGAUUUGAGAAUAAUGGCAGAGACUAGUAAACCAUUGAUCGGUCUUAAAUGGGAACCAAAGCUUCCAGGCUUAUCCUUAGACUUGAAAACUGCUGGUUCCACUUCAAGCAAAAGAGCUGAAAGCACUUCUCUCUGGACGUCUAACUCAGAGCUUGUUGAUGGUCUUUGUCUUCCACCUACUGAUCCAAAAAAGAUUAACAAGAUGAUUAGAAAACAACUCAAAGACACUACUGGUUCAGACUGGUUUGAUAUGCCUGCUCCGACAAUGACUCCUGAGUUGAAAAGAGAUCUUCAGUUGCUUAAGUUGAGAACUGUAAUGGAUCCUGCUCAACACUACAAGAAGGCUGUUACGCGGUCAAAAAUAGCUGAGAAAUAUUUCCAGAUUGGCACAGUAAUUGAACCAUCUGCAGAGUACCAUAAUAGAUUGACAAAGAAGAAUAGAAAAGCAACUCUUGCUGAUGAGUUGCUGUCAGAUCCCAAAGCUUCUCAGUACAGGAAGCGUAAAGUUAAGGAGAUUGAGGAGAAGAGUAGAGCUGUUACGAAUAAGAAAUGGAAGAAAAAGGGAAACCAAUCCAAGAACACAAAGCAAAGAAGGAACUGAGUUACUUUUGUUAGAGUGUAUGAUCAUAGUUUUGGGACACAUUUGUCUAUUUUGAUCAUUAGUAUUGGACACACUUUCUUGUGGUGGUGCUAUAGAUUCACCUUACGGUUGUAACGACUCUUGUUGUCUAUGAGCUUCGCUUAAAAAGGAUUUGUGUUCUUAUUGGUUACAGCUUUUGAUAAGUGAGAAUAACAUUGAAACU
Messenger RNA from Camelina sativa (false flax), 944 nucleotides. Its product is annotated as rRNA-processing protein fcf2. Gene Ontology annotation, biological process: RNA processing. Gene Ontology annotation, molecular function: RNA binding. Gene Ontology annotation, cellular component: nucleolus. The record is from RefSeq and is a predicted model, not a curated record. NCBI's taxonomy places the organism in Eukaryota, Viridiplantae, Streptophyta, Magnoliopsida, Brassicales, Brassicaceae.